Pseudogymnoascus destructans is the source of this 2529-nucleotide messenger RNA. RefSeq lists its product as uncharacterized. The record is from RefSeq and is a predicted model, not a curated record. Lineage: Eukaryota; Fungi; Ascomycota; Leotiomycetes; Thelebolales; Thelebolaceae. The transcript is spliced from 3 exons. Gene Ontology annotation, molecular function: 5'-flap endonuclease activity; crossover junction DNA endonuclease activity. Bases 1 to 2529 code for a protein of 842 amino acids.
AUGGGAAUCCCAGGAAUAUACAAUGAGAUAGGUCCAGGUCAAAGAGUGUCUCUGACCAAGCUUGCGGUGGAGAAAUUCGAGCAAACUGGGAGGCCGUUCAGAAUAGCUGUUGACAUUUCCAUAUGGAACUUUGAAGUCCAGGGAGGCAAAGGUGGCCCCAAUCCGGCACUGCGAACCCUGUUUUAUAGGCUCGUAAGACUUGCCGGAACAUCCGUUCAGGCAAUAUUUGUCUUUGAUGGGCCCGACAGGCCUCUCCUGAAACGGAAUAAAACCAGACGCAAAGGAGGUUCCGCAUACCUGGCCGACGUGCGGAGAACUAAGCUUUUGCUGCAACUGUUUGGCUUUGAGUCUCACGAUGCUCCAGGAGAAGCAGAGGCCGAAUGCGCGUUGUUGCAACAACGGGGUUUGGUCGAUGCCGUCCUCAGUGAGGACGUGGACACUCUGAUGUUUGGCAGCGGUAUAACUAUCAGAGACUGGUCGUGUGAGGGAUCUGGAAAAACUCCUCCGACUCACGUGUCAUUAUACGAUGCCAAAGUCACCAAGGAGGGAAAAUCUGGCUUGGACCGAGAAGGGAUGAUCUUGGUCGCCCUAAUGAGUGGUGGCGACUAUGAUACCGCCGGUGUCGCUCGCUGCGGAGCAAAGAUUGCAUGCGAAGCCGCAAGAGCAGGUUAUGGCAAAUCACUGUGUGACCUCGCCCCUGAUGACAGUCCCGGGUUAUUGGCCUGGCGCGAAAAUCUCGUACACGAGCUUCAUACGAAUGAGGGUGGCUAUUUCAGACAGAAGAACAAGGCAAUCACUGUACCAGACGACUUUCCGAAGGAGGAAAUUUUACAGUACUAUAUGCAUCCUAUUGUCUCUUCGGAAGCCGCCCUGUUAAAUUUGAGGUCGCGGUUACAGUGGGAUAGGGAAAUUGACUCGAAAAGACUGAGGAUAUUUGUUGAGGAAUGUUUCGAAUGGACUGGCAAAUUGAGCGGAAAGAGGCUGAUCCGCCUCCUUGCGCUGCCAAUGCUGAUCUAUAAGCUACGAGAAAGACCUAAGAGUGUCGACUCAGGACAUGGCAACUUGGUUUUGAUAGAGGCCCAAGAACGAGAGAUUGUGCAAGAGAUCACAGGCGAGAGACAACACUUUUCAACAGAUGGCAUACUUGAAUUACGCUUAACUUUUGAGCCGUUUGGUAUAGUCGGGCUAGACAUUGAAGCGGAGAUUGAUGAUGAGAGCAACCCGGACCAACAGGAUGAAUACCUGGCUGUGGAUGAAGAGAAUCUUGAAGUUUAUCAAUCGGACAACGAACCGACAGGAAAGAGCAGAUCCAUGAGCCCUAUGAAAAAUAGACUGGCUGUUUAUGACCCCACCAAACCCUCUAAGACCUGGGUUUCUCGGAGCAUUGCGAGAGUUGGUGUUCCUCUCAAGGUAGAGGAUUACGAAGAGUCAUUAAUGCUGAAGCAAUCGCGGGCAAACGCGCCGAAACGGAAAGCUGCCCCGAAAGCAACAAAGCAUGGCAUGAAGCAAGGAGCAUUAGAUCGAUAUUUUGUUACAAGCAAACCGGUCGCCACUGGUGCAGCCUUGUCUUCGGAGUCUCCUAAUAAGAAAUCUGAUCAUCAACCACAACUGCCUCCGGUAUAUCUAGCUCCUUCUCUCGACAAGCCGCCGUUGCAGCCGAAAGGGACAACCAAGGAACCUCUUCGGCCACGCCGCGAGUACCGCAAAGCUCCUUCUGGGGACCGUUACUGCCAAGUCUCGCCCAAGCCAAGCAACCCUUGGGCAGCCACACAGUUUCGCUCGUCUCAACCAGUGAGCGCCAAUGUGUCAAAGUCUGGAAUAAGUCAGUCUAACAAAGGAGGGUCAUCUCAAGCAAGUUCAAGCUUAGCGUCCCAGAUGAUAUCAUCAUAUGAUAUUUCUUCAUCCCGUAACUUGUUUCCAAAGAAGCAUUCGAGAAAUGGUUCACCGCCCCUUUACGUCUCGUCUAUUUCCGACGCUGAAAUACCUACCGGUUCCGUACCGUUGCCUUCAGUUAAGAAACGGACAGCAGUGACUGGCGAUCAAGGAUAUAGUGGAACAUCAAGAACUACUCAAUCAGAUGCGCCAACAUCAAGCCUGCAAAUCAGCCGCAAGCUUGAUAUAGAUCUAGGUGACCAAUAUCUGCCCACUCUCUCAGACGAAGAAUACGACGCGCUGCCCCCUCUUGACUAUCUACUUUCGCCACUCCAAACGAACACCUUCUCAACUGAAGAUAACAAAGGGACACAGAAUGCAAUUGACCUCAUGUCCUCUUCUCCUCUCUCACAUUACACCACGACAAAACAAGCCGAAUCGCCGCUGGCCAUGGGCAAACCCUCUUCUCACGCAGACGUCCUGUCAUUUGCCGACAGCAAAGUCCCUCAAAAGAGAUUCCUUGCACCCCGAGAAAGUUUGCCCGGUGCCUGGAAGAAAUAUACAGAGAAGGAAGUAGAAGACAUGGAGCGGAAGGGCAGAGGCAGGCAGAAAUGGAGGGUGAGCCAAGUUGAGGCCUUAGAUUUGACGCAGGAUUAG